Molecule: messenger RNA, 1714 nt
Organism: Glycine soja
Lineage: Eukaryota; Viridiplantae; Streptophyta; Magnoliopsida; Fabales; Fabaceae
Product: hsp70 nucleotide exchange factor fes1-like
Exons: 6
Coding region: 193-1353 (386 amino acids)
Molecular function (GO): protein binding
Source: RefSeq, a predicted model, not a curated record
UUCCUCUUUCUUUCCCUUUUCCUCGUUUCCACAACCCUCCCGAAUUCUUGAGACGCUUCCCGAAUCCUUUCACACACACGUUGCUGAAUCUAUAUAUCUAAAUCCCUUCACUUCCCAUUCCUAAAUCCUCUUACAAAAACUAUACAACGUUGCUUUUGUUUUGUUUUGUUUUGUCUCUCUCUAAUCAUUCCAAUGGCCAAAGAAGGACCCAACUGGGACGGGUUGCUCAAAUGGAGCAUUGCUCAUUCCGAUGGGACUCGCCCCACUCGCAAUUUAAGUGAGGAGGAUCGGAGAUGGUUUAUGGAAGCGAUGCAGUCACAGACCAUUGAUGUUGUAAAACGUAUGAAAGAGAUCACACUUGUGAUGCAAACUCCAGAACAAGUCUUGAAAGACCAAGGAGUUACCCCUGCAGACAUUGAAGAUAUGUUGGAUGAGUUGCAAGAGCAUGUUGAGUCAAUUGACAUGGCCAAUGAUCUCCAUUCAAUUGGUGGCUUGGUUCCUCUUCUUGGUUACCUAAAGAGUUCUCAUGCCAAUAUUCGAGCAAAGGCUGCUGAUGUUGUGACCACAAUAGUCCAGAAUAAUCCUCGAAGUCAGCAACUUGUUAUGGAAGCAAAUGGCUUUGAACCUCUUAUUUCUAAUUUCAGUUCAGAUCCUGAUGUGACUGUUAGAACUAAAGCACUGGGUGCAAUAUCUUCACUAAUCCGGCACAACAAACAAGGCAUUACUGUAUUUCGUUUGGCAAAUGGGUAUGCUGCUUUGAAAGAUGCACUAGCCUCUGAAAAUGUGAGAUUUCAAAGGAAAGCUCUCAACUUGACCCAUUACCUGUUGCAUGAGAAUAAUUCAGACUGCAACAUCGUGAAUGAGCUUGGGUUUCCUCGACUGUUGAUGCACCUUGCCUCAAGUGAAGAUUCAGAUGUCAGAGAAGCUGCCCUUCGGGGCCUUCUUGAGCUUGCUCGCAAUACUCAAGAUGGCAAGGAUGGCAAUGAGGAAGACAGUGAGAAGAUGAAGCAACUUCUUCAAGAACGAAUAAACAAUAUCAGUUUAAUGUCAGCUGAGGACCUUGGUGUAGUCAGGGAGGAGAGGCAACUUGUGGACUCCCUGUGGAGCACUUGCUUCAACGAGCCAUCUUCUCUUCGAGAGAAAGGUCUUCUUGUGCUUCCAGGUGAAGAUGCACCCCCUCCAGAUGUUGCUAGCAAAUUUUUUGAGCCUCCUCUUAGAUCUUCGACUGCGAAUCCAUCUUCCAAGAAAGACUCAAACAAUGAAAAGAAAGAGAUCCCUUUGCUUUUAGGGUCAGGGCCUUCUCUUGCAGACACUAACAACCAAGGUUCAAAUAGAGAAAAUGCUAAUAGCUGAAAGCUUGGAUGCUUUCUGCUCUGUUUUUUUUUUGCCGUGCUUUCUUUCUAUCUUAUCAUACAAGUAAUUUCAUAUAGGCUCUUUUUUUCCCCUUUCUUUUCUCACCUUAGAUUGGUCUUCCAUUGUAUUUCAAGAAUGAUCUCAUGGUAUGUGACACUAUAACUAGCCUUCCAUUGCAGCGGUGAAUGCCUUCAAUUUUUUGCACUUGAUAUUUUUAAAUACUUGUUUAGAUGUUACAGUCCCACUCUUACAUGUAUAAAAGGAUCUACUUGUCCACAUUAUCCUUCAAUUUUGGGUUUGGGCAGUGUGUUUCUAGUGAAUAAAAAGAGAGAAUGAUAGUUAUGAUAGUUAUGAUAGAAAA